AUGGACCUGCGGUUAUGGCUGACCUCUUCUUCUGUCUCCGCGCGCAAAGACAGAUUCGAUGUUCCCAUUCCGAUCUCGACAUUUAGAAGGAAUAAAUUGGAGGGCGAGUCCCUGUUGGUCACUUUUGAUGGCCACAUUGUAUAUGAUCUGUCAGAAUUUUGCAAGUACCAUCCUGGCGGCAUCGCCAUAUUGGAGAAUUCAAAAGGAACGGACAUCUUGGAGGCCUUCAGGUGUGUUGCGGGCAUCCUGGUUCCCGACUCUUGA
This is a messenger RNA of Mitosporidium daphniae, 264 nucleotides long. RefSeq lists its product as uncharacterized. The transcript is spliced from 2 exons. Bases 1 to 264 code for a protein of 87 amino acids. NCBI's taxonomy places the organism in Eukaryota, Fungi, Microsporidia. The record is from RefSeq and is a predicted model, not a curated record.